AUGUGUAUCUCAUCCCAUGUAUUACUGUUAAUUUUUUCUCUUUUGUCUCAAGGGUCUUUGCUUUCUGUUUCUAAGUCUAUGAGAAAAGCAGAAGAUAAUAUGCUGCUAAGCACAUUCAGCCUUGGAAAGAUAACACAGAAUGGUGACAAAGCUGGAAAAUCUUUUGAGCGUUAUAAAAUGGAGGACAGCAGUUUUCUGGAUGAAGACCGAAACCCACAUUUCUCAAAUAUAGGUUAUAAACAUGACAUUAACUAUGGCCAGCCACAGAGCCUAAGUGUUAAGCAGCUUCCUUAUUUUGAACUGGAGGGACCUAUGACUUUUCCAUCAAAUGCUGAAGUUGAAAAUAUUGAAUCAAUACAAGAUCGGCGUGAGACAGGAAGUGAUGAAAACUCGGCUAACUUGCCUAUUGGAAGAAGAGAUUUUGAUAUGCUCAGAUGUAUGCUGGGAAGAGUCUAUCGACCUUGUUGGCAAGCCUAAAAUGACCCUGAAGUGCAUCACUUGGAAGAGACAAA
Messenger RNA from Protobothrops mucrosquamatus (brown spotted pit viper), 512 nucleotides. It is a transcript of the gene PMCH, whose product is annotated as pro-melanin concentrating hormone. The coding region runs from base 1 to 477 and encodes 158 amino acids. Lineage: Eukaryota; Metazoa; Chordata; Lepidosauria; Squamata; Viperidae. Gene Ontology annotation, molecular function: type 1 melanin-concentrating hormone receptor binding; melanin-concentrating hormone activity. The transcript has 3 exons. The record is from RefSeq and is a predicted model, not a curated record. Gene Ontology annotation, biological process: behavior; chemical synaptic transmission.